AUGAAAGUUUUUGGGGAUCCUUUGUCUCCGUUUCUUUUUGUUCUUGUCAUGGAAGGAUUAACCACCCUUGUCAAAAAGUCGGUAGAAGUGGGGGAUUUCAAACCUUUCAAAUUUAGAGAAGAGGACUUAGUGGAUAUUCUUCAAUUCACGGACGAUACCGUUAUUUUAGGGGAGCCUUCUUGUGAUAAUUUUUGGAGCUUGAAAGUGUUGCUGAGAGGUUUUGAACUUGUGUCGGAGUUAAAAACCAACUUCACUAAAAGUAACAUUUUCGGUGUUAAUGUGGGAGAUUGGUUGAUGCAUACGACAACAUCGUUCGUUUCUUGCAAAAAAGGGAACUUUCCUUUCAAAUUUCUUGGUAUUUGGGUGGGCGCUAAUCCUAGAAGCAAGAAGACGUGGAAGGAACUUUUAAACAACAUUAAGAGUAGACUAUUAUCUUAG
Vicia villosa (hairy vetch) is the source of this 438-nucleotide messenger RNA. RefSeq lists its product as uncharacterized. Bases 1 to 438 code for a protein of 145 amino acids. NCBI's taxonomy places the organism in Eukaryota, Viridiplantae, Streptophyta, Magnoliopsida, Fabales, Fabaceae. The record is from RefSeq and is a predicted model, not a curated record. The transcript has a single exon.